AUGGGAUCAACAACUCAACCUCAACCCACCACGACGAACGAGGACAAAAACACAGUGCCAGAAUCGGAGUCCUCAUCAUCCUCAUCAUAUAAACUCCGAUUCUGCACCGUGUGCGCCUCCAAUCAGAACCGCUCUAUGGAAGCCCACCUCCGUCUCUCCACAGCGACGAGUCCCUUCCCUGUAAUUUCCUUCGGGACGGGCUCUCUAGUCCGGUUGCCCGGGCCCUCAAUCACCCAACCCAACGUCUACAACUUCAACACAACCUCGUACUCUCAAAUGUACGACGAGCUGCUCUCCAAAGACGAGCGUCUCUACCGCAACAACGGCCUCCUGAACAUGCUCGAGCGCAACCGUAACUUGAAAUGGGGCCCGGAGCGCUUCCAGGACUGGGGCGCCCUAGGUACUGAAGGCGGCGUUGUCGAUGUAAUCAUCACCUGUGAAGAACGGUGCUGGGAUGCCGUGGUAGACGAUCUUAUGAAUAAGGGCUCACCCUUGAACCGGCCCGUGCAUGUCUUCAACGUGGAUAUCAAGGAUAAUCACGAAGAGGCAUUAGUAGGAGGCAAGGCUAUCUUGGAUCUAGCGAAUCGGUUAAACGAGGCUGCCUCGCAGGAGAGAAAGACGAAUGGUGCCGAUGGAUGGGAGAACGGAGUCGGUGAGGCGAGACGGAAUUUCGAUGCUCGCGUGCCUGAUAUCCUGGCUGAGUGGCAGGAGAGAUGGCCUCAUUUGCCGGCUUUGUGGACACUGGCUUGGCUAUAG
This is a messenger RNA of Aspergillus niger, 756 nucleotides long. RefSeq lists its product as uncharacterized. The record is from RefSeq and is a predicted model, not a curated record. The transcript has 2 exons. The coding region runs from base 1 to 756 and encodes 251 amino acids. Gene Ontology annotation, biological process: termination of RNA polymerase II transcription. NCBI's taxonomy places the organism in Eukaryota, Fungi, Ascomycota, Eurotiomycetes, Eurotiales, Aspergillaceae. Gene Ontology annotation, cellular component: mRNA cleavage and polyadenylation specificity factor complex; nucleus. Gene Ontology annotation, molecular function: RNA polymerase II CTD heptapeptide repeat phosphatase activity.